Messenger RNA from Urocitellus parryii (Arctic ground squirrel), 4342 nucleotides. RefSeq names its product URI1 prefoldin like chaperone (gene Uri1). Lineage: Eukaryota; Metazoa; Chordata; Mammalia; Rodentia; Sciuridae. Gene Ontology annotation, biological process: negative regulation of transcription by RNA polymerase II; negative regulation of phosphatase activity. Gene Ontology annotation, molecular function: transcription corepressor activity; chromatin binding; phosphatase inhibitor activity. The record is from RefSeq and is a predicted model, not a curated record.
GGGAGGUGCGGAGGAGGCGCGGCCGCCACGGGACGCCUGGCUGGGCCCGGCCACCUAAGAGUCGCCUUCCGCUCUCGGCUGCGGGCCUGCUGCUCCCAGCCCGCGGCGGCGGCGUUAGCGGGCGGCAUGCGUGUGUGAGAUGCGGCCGCGGGCAGUCCGGACGCGAGCAGCGGCCCCCGCGGCAGCGGCGAAGACAAGCGCGGCCUCCUCAGCGGCGGGCGCGCAGUGCAUGAAGGCGAGCACGAGGGCUCUGGGCAGCAGCCGGCCACGCCGCCUCCAUAAACACUUGUUUAGGACUCGUUCGCCCCGCUGAGGCCCCCGGUGCCCCUUUCAUGGAGGCCCCGUCCGACUCCGAAUCCCACUCUUCGGCCUCGGCCGCAGCGCCGUUGCGUGCCCCGGAGGUGGCGCGGCUCCGCGAGGAGCAGGAAAAGGUGGUCACUAACUGCCAAGAGAAAAUCCAGCAUUGGAAGAAGGUAGAUAAUGACUAUAAUGCCCUUCAAGAAAGACUCAGUACUUUACCUGAUAAGUUGUCUUAUAAUAUCAUGGUACCAUUUGGCCCCUUUGCCUUCAUGCCAGGAAAACUUGUUCAUACUAAUGAAGUCACUGUUUUACUUGGGGACAACUGGUUUGCAAAAUGCUCAGCAAAGCAGGCUGUAGGUUUAGUUGAACACCGGAAAGAACAUGUAAGAAAAACAAUAGAUGAUUUAAAAAAAGUGAUGAAAAAUUUUGAAUCCAGAGUUGAAUUCACAGAAGAUUUGCAGAAAAUGAGUGAUGCUGCAGGUGAUAUUGUUGAAAUUAAAAGUGACUUUGAGUUUAAAGCCAAACAACGAAUUGCUCAUAAACCUCAUUCCAAACCAAAAACUUCAAAUAUUUUUGAAGCAAAUUUUGCAAAUGAAGUAAAAUCUGAGGAUUUGCUUGCUGAUAAGGAACUGUGGGCUCGACUUGAAGAACUAGAGAGACAAGAAGAAUUGCUGGGUGAACUUGAUAGUAAGCCUGAUGCUGUGAUUGCAAAUGGAGAAGACACAACCUCUUCUGAAGAGGAGAAGGAAGAUCAAAACACAAAUGUGAAUGUGAUACAUCAAGAAACAAACUACCUUACUCCCAGCAGUUAUCAUAAGGAUGUUACACAUUCAGAACAAUUCAAUGGACAAGUCAAUAGUCAGUUGAACUGUUCAGUAAAUGGUUCAAGUUCUUGUCACAGUAAUGAAGAAGAUGAUGAAGACAACAGUCAUGAUGGUGAUAAUGAAAAUGACCAUAAUGCUUUAGGGAUUGGAGAUAAUUCUGUACCAACAAUAUAUUUUUCUCAUACUGUUGAACCUAAGAGGGUUCGAAUAAAUACUGGAAAAAAUACCACUUUAAAAUUCAGUGAAAAGAAAGAAGAAGCCAAACGUAAACGAAAGAACAACACUGGAAGUGGUCAUUCUGCUCAAGAGCUGCCUACAAUCAGGACUCCUGCUGACAUUUACAGAGUCUUUGUUGAUGUUGUGAAUGGAGAAUAUGUUCCUUGUAAAUCUAUUCUGAAGUCUCAAAGCAGAGAAAAUAGUGUUUGUAGUGAUACCAGUGAAAGCAGUGCUGCUGAAUUUGAUGAUAGGCGGGGAGUUUUGAGGAGUAUUAGCUGUGAAGAAGCCACUUGUAGUGACACCAGUGAAAGCAUUUUAGAAGACCCACAACAAGAAAAUCAUCAAAAGAAACUUUUGCCAUUAUCAGGAACAUCUGAGGCUUUUUCUGGAACUGUAAUAGAAAAAGAAUUUUUAUCCUCUUUAACACCACACCCAGCCAUUGCUCAUCCUGUACUACCCACCAUUCCGGAACGAAAAGAAAUUCUGUCAGAAGUAUCAGAAGAAACUGCCAAAAGGGUUUCAAAGUUCAAAGCUGCCAGAUUGCAACAGAAAAACUAGGAAAUGGGAGUUUACAUCCUAAAACCUAGUUGUGAAUUUUUAGAAUGUAUAAGCAAAAUAUGUUACAUGUAGUUUGAARUAAGGUGUUUUGAGUUAGUUUGGUAGCAAGUUCUCUUAUCAGUGAUAUUACAAAAAUCAUAGUAAAUGUUUGAAUACAUUAAUAUUCAGCUUGUUUCGUUAAUUCUCUGACUACUAAGUUGGCCUUACAAUUUUGAAUUAUUUUUCAAAGAACACAGUUCAUAUGCAUUGCUUUUGUGUUUUAAACUAAAUACAAGCAGUUUUGUACCAGCUGUGAUGUUGUGUGUACCAUAUGGACCAUUUAAAAGAAUCUUUUAAGAUAUCAAAUAGAUUCAACAAUUAUAUUACUUGCUUUUGCAUUUUAAAGGCACUUUAAAAAAAAUCUACUUCCCUCAUAGGUUUUGUAAGCUAGGUGGCUAUUUAAAAGAAAGAAAGAAAGAAAAACAAACAAACAAAAACCUCUUCCCUUUUAAUGUCAUACUGUAAUCUUUAAGACAGAAAGCUACAUGUAUCCCAUGGGAAAGUUUCUUUGACUGGAAGAAUGAUAUUUUGUAAAGUAUUUCUUUUCAAGUAAAAAUUUUAUGAAACUUGGUUUCUAAAAUGUUGCGAACUUUAUGAUUUAGAACUGAAUAUGGAAAUGUCUUUGAUUCUUAUGUGUAUAUACCACACAACAGAUUCUUGAAUUCUUACAAUUCCAUAGGAACUACUUCUCCCCCUUCUGUAUAGUUUUCACUGGGAUUUACCUUUGGGAGAGAAGGAAAGUUUGUCUAGAUGCUUUAAAAAAAAAAAAAAAUGAAUGAAUGAAUUUUUCAAAUAAAAUUUUCUUAUGUUUUAAUCUUUCCAACAUUUUCAUUCUUUAAGCCUACUUUACUACUAGUAAAUAACUAGAUAACAUAUUUACUUUGUUACUUUGUAGUAAAAUUCCUUAAAGAUAAAUUUAGUCUAACAUUGAAAAUUACACUGCAAGUGUUAAUAAUUAGCUUGAUGCAUGCUAAAAUGUAGCUUUUAAAAAGCAUUCUGCAUUAGAACUAAAAUAAGCCAUCAAUGCCAGUCCACCCUCUAUUCAUGGCUAAAUAUUUAAGGGUUAUUUAUAGCUUCUUUAAUGAAUUCUUGCUUAAACAAAGUGAAAUUAUGUCCUAGAAAAGUAGAAGCUAUUUGUAACUAGAACAGCACAACUGUAAAAAGUUUUAUGAAUAUGUAUUUUAAUGAUAAAGGGGUGAGCUUGAAUCCCCAGUAAUUAAUGGAUCAUUUAGAACAGAGAACUGAUUUUGAAAGAUCACCUAAAAAUGUAGAAAAUUUGUUCUUUAGUGAGUUCUGAUCAGCUGUAUGUUUUGUAGUUAAAAACAGGUUUUCUUUCAGUUCACCCUGUUCAUAAACCAAAUAGUGCAAACCACUCAAAAAAGUUCUCCCUUUCUUUCUCAAUUGCUAUUUAAGUGAACCUUUCUGUGCUAACACCCACUCCCUGCCCCUGGUUAAAACAAACUUUAUUGUAGGACUGUGGUGGUAUUUAGAGAUGUAUAAUUUCAAGAGUAUUGUCAUUAAAUAUUUUUUCAUGUUUAUGAACUUAAUUUUGAGCCUGCUGUUUAUAUAGUCUGUUACUUCCUUCAAAUAAUUUUUCUUUCAUAGAAUAUGGUAGUAGAAACAACAAAAAGUGUUUGAUAACAUAUUUUUUGUAUGUUCUGCUCAAGACCAUAUGAAAUAGUGUUGCCCCAUUUCAUAAUUUCAAUCUUAUAGCAAAGUUUUACAUUAUAGCUUGAAGUUAUUAAAUUCAAAUUUCCUUGGGACAAAAUGAAGCUGGUCUUAAGGGUUCUGCUUUAAACCACUGUAAAACAGAGCAGCAGACCAAAACACUCUUUUCUUCACCUUUACUUUGAACUAAUUUUAAUGUACCACCAAAAAUUGCACCAAACAGUACAGAGAUUUCCUGUAUGCCAGCUUCCCCCAACAUUAUAACAUACAAUGUUUCUACAAUGAUCAAAACUAGGAAAUUUAUAUUGGUGUAAUUCUACAAACUGCAGAUCUUAUUUGAAUUUCACCAACUUUUCCACUAAUGUUCCUUCCAGAAUCCUGUAUAGUACCCUAACUUUAAUUAUUAUUGUUCCUUAGUCUCCCCUGAUCUCUGACAGUUCCUCAGUUUUUCCUUGUCUUUUUUUUACUUGACAUUUUUGAAGAGUACUGAUUGUAGAAUGUUCCUCAGGUUUUUUUUUAAUAUACUCACAUGAUUAGAAUGAAGUUUUGCAUUUUUGACAAGAUUACUAUAGAUACACAUCAUAUCAAGAGGUUCUUGUUAGAGAUACCUUCUGCUGUGUCAUUUCAAGAAAUUUUUACUUCAAACUGUGAACCGUAAUCACUCGGUUAAGAUGAUGUCUGUCAUGGGCUGAGUGGCGCACACCUGUAAUCCCAAUGGCUCAGGAGGCUGAAGUAGG